AUGGAGAAGCACAACGACCUUUUGAAGGAGAUUCAAGAAAACCCAACAGACUUAAACGCAAUAGCUGACAAGAGACGCAGAGACUUCACUGGAGAGUUUUUCCGAUAUGUCGCGUUGUUAUCAGAGACUCUUGAUGGCUUAGAAGACAGAGAUGGUGUUGCAAGGCUUUCAGCUAGAUUUUUAUCUGCUGUGAGUGCUUAUGACAAUACCUUGGAGACUGUUGAGACUCUAGAUGCUGCUCAAGCUAAGUUUGAUGAUAUCUUAAACUCUUCUUCCGUGGACGUCGCUUGUGACAAGAUCAGAAGCCUCGCAAAGACCAAGAAGCUUGAUUCCUCAUUGAUCUUGCUAAUAAACUCUGCUUAUGCUGCUGCUAAAGACUCUCAAACCGUUACAAACGAGGUACACAACAUAUCACCAAACACAAAAAAGCUCUGUUCUUCACAAUCUUCUCAUUCACAAAUCAAAGCUACAAAGAGCGGCCUUAGAAGCAUCACUCCCAAAGAAAUCAAACUUCUCAAGUACUUGCUCAACAUUACAGACCCUGAAGAACGAUUCUCUGCUCUAGCUACUGCAUUCUCUCCUGGCGAUGACCACCAAGCUAAGGACCCUAAAGCUUUAUACACGACGCCGAAGGAGCUGCAUAAGUGGAUAAAGAUAAUGCUUGAUGCAAAACUGACAUUAGUGAAGCUAAACCAUCGAAGAGGAGUAUACACGAUUGUUCCUGAAGAAAAUUCCAAGAAGGAAGACGACACUACCAAUCGUUAUCCAGCGGCUUUUCGUCCUCAAGGAGACGAUCGAAGAGGAGUAUCUAGACAAGAAAGCCCUUGUUCCCGACGAAAAUCCGAAGAAGGAAGAAGACGAUACUACUUCUGUUGA
This is a messenger RNA of Microthlaspi erraticum, 876 nucleotides long. The record is from the annotation of a GenBank genome assembly. Lineage: Eukaryota; Viridiplantae; Streptophyta; Magnoliopsida; Brassicales; Brassicaceae.